AUGCUCGCGGAGCCCAUGACCGCGGCGUCGCGCUCCGGGACGACCUCGAUGGACCUGGGCGGGUCCAUGCUUCCGGGCACCGUGGACGAGCCGACGCAGGCGGGCCUCGUGCCGGAAUGCGAUCUCCCGGACAAGAAGAAGGCUGAGGGCGCGGCGCAGCCGGCGGACACGCAGCACUCGUCCAGCGCGGAGGCUCGCCCGCCUUGCAUUGACGCGGAAGGCUCCUCGCGCGGCAGGGCGAGCGGGCGUUUCGCGCCGCCCGCUCCGCGCGACGGGGACGCGCGCCCCGGAACUAUGCCGGCGGGGAUCGAGAAGCUGCCGGACGCGAAGGAGGAGGGCGGCGCGCGCGGCAUGGCCAGCGGCGACGGGGGCGCGAGCAACUGGCACCGCGCGCAGAGUCGCGGCAGGAGCGAGAACGGGCGCGUCCCGAACGGCUUUGUGGCGACGGGCGCGGGCGGCGCGGCUGCGGGGCCGUCGCGGCCCGGAGAACUCCCCGCGCGAAGCAGGCAGGCAUUCACGGACGAGGAACUGAGGUCGGUGAUGAUUAGAUGGAAGUCGCAGGCUCGCAGUAAUCCUGCGCCUGCACAGAGAGCGGCGCGGCGGCCGCGGAGCCUCUCCGCGUCGCUCGCAGCGGGCCCGCAGCCCGGAGAGACCUUGGCGAGGCGGCUGGUCGAAGGGAUUCGAGAGGCGAGCGCGUGCGGCGCGGAGCUCGAACCCUACGUCCCGGUCGCACAGCUCAAGGCCGUGUGGCAGCGGAACGAAGCGAAGAAGAAGAAAGAGACGGCGCGCGAGAGGAAGGAGCGGCUGCGGAAGAUCAAGGAAGCCAUGCGCACGUACCUCACCGCCGCUGCAGGCGCCAAGGCGGCCGAGAACGCGCAGGCGCUCGGCAUCGCAACGGUCAAGUCGGUCGGGGGGACUGGCACCCGGCGUUCGCUGACGCUCGACGCGAGCGCUGCUCUCACACGCAAGUCGAUCGACGCCGGGAGCGACGACGUCCGGCGCUCCUUCGCGCGCCGCCGCCGCUCGUCCGUCGAGGACCCCACCCGGCCAGCCGCGCCUUCCAACCUCUCGCGCUCGAGCGUCGAAGGCGGCCGCCCGUUCGCGCGCAUGCAGUCCACGCAGUCGCGCAACAGCGCGUCGGUGGAGCUGGCGCGGCAGCCGAGCGCCGCGCUGACCGCGACCGCGACGUCCACGGCGGCGGGGAUGCGCCCUGAGGCUGGCUCAACCUUCAUCUCGGCGGCGCCCUCCAUGACCGGAACCAACCAGUCCCUUUGGCAACUCGACUCGGGUUUCCCCGGCGCGGGCGGCGGCGGGCCCGGCGGGCUCGCGCGCAUGCGCUCGGACGCGAACACGGAGAUCGGGAUGAUGGAGGACUUCGGCAUUUCGAAGCGCGGGAAGAGGAAAGGCGGGGGGCGGAACUGGGCGGACUUGCCUGGGCCGGGGCGCAGCCGGGAGACGGUGGCGCGGACGCUGCAGCAGGUGGCGUACCAGGACAGGUGGGCGUGGGGGCGGCUGGUGGAGUUCGGGAAGGCGGGCAAGGGGAAGAAAAAGGGCGCGCGGACGUCGGUGGACGAGCGGUCGAGCGUCACGGAGCUCACGACGCGCAAGAGCAUCGGCGGGAAGCUCCUCAGCAAAGCCACGGAGCUCCUCAAGGGCCGGGACUCCACCAACUCCCCCCCCGCCUCGGCCGCGGGCGCAGACUCCCCCCCGACGAGCACGCGCGGCAACAACUCGGGCCGCUUCGACUCCCCCUCCCACCCGCCCCUCGCCCCCGUCGACUCCGGCCCGAAGGCAACCUCCCCCGCGGCCGCGGCUGGCCCGAUCGGCCGGCCCGGCGCGCCCGCCGCCGGAGCGGUCCCGUCGCGCACGUCCCGGUUCUCUUCCCACAUGGAAGGCCCGCUCGGUACCAGGACCUCGCAGUCCGGCCUCAACAGCGGCCGCGGCGGCGCCCUCCGCACGGGGCUGCCGCCCCCCGCGCCCGCGGGGGCGAUGUCGAACCGCCGCAGCUGGACGGGCGACGUGCCCCGGUCGCCGCUGAGCAGCGGGCACGGCAUGAAGUCGCCCGGGAGCCCGAGCGUCGACGCGCGGGUCGCGGCGAUCAAGGAGACGGCCGGGGGGCCGAAGCCGCGGCGGCUGUCGCUGAUGCUGUCGCGCGCGUUUGGGUCGCAGGAGGAGGGCGGCUCGCGGACGUCGCGGGCGCAGCCGGCGGCGGUGGGCGCGGAGGCGAUUGCGCAGGCGCGGCAGUUCCCGCCGGGCCUCGUGGAGCACCCUCGUUUGCACGUGGAACCGCAAUUGCACAUUGAUAUGUUCAAACACAUGGUUCCGGUCGAGGAGGGCAACAUCGUGACCGUGUACAGCGCGGUGUUCCGGCUGCGCCGACAGCUGGUGCUGAUGCGCGCGUACCGCGUGCGGCAGCUCACGCCCAAGCAGGUCCAGCGCGUCGGUCGAGAAAUCGCCUUUCUGGAGCGCCUACACAACCAUGGUAUUUGCGGGUACGUCGGGGCGUUCGAGGACAAGGGCGUGGUGUACGUGGUGACGCAGGGGCACAGCCAGACGGACGUGCUGCGCGCGGCGUUCCUCGACUGCGAGCAGUGCGGGCAUAUGGAGGAGCAGCAGCUCGCGCGAAGGGUCGUGUUUCCGCUGCUGCGAACGCUCGACUGGCUCCACCAGCGCGGCAUCAUCCACCGCGCCGUCCGUGCGGAGAACCUGCUCGAGAAGCCCAACGGGACGAUGCGGCUCACGAACUUUUUCCACGCUAUUGACACCACCACGGAUCGCGCGACGUCCUUCACGGGCGCCCUCGACUACAUGCCGCCGGAGAUGCUGCUGUCGCAGAUCAACGGGGCCCUCGACGGCGAGACCGUGUCGCCGAAGGAGUCGCUCAACGUCUCGAGCGCAUUCAGCAGCGGCGAGCUGGAAACGGCGGGUUCGAAGCCGGUGAUGCGGUUCAAGACGAAGCGCACGCUCCUCGCGGAGGACAAGAAGGAAGAUGCGAUCCACGCGGAGCUGCACGCCACGGGCUCGAAGCAGCAUCUGCUGGCCAACGCCACCGCCAGCAACGUCCACGACGCGGGCGGCCGCGCGCCCUUCUUCCAGCGCCUCUUCGGCUGCUUCGGCAAGGACGGCACCGCACCACACGCCCACAACAAGAGCCACAACCUCGCGAAACAGGGCACGUUCAGGAAGGGCAACAUUUUGAAGUCGUUGCACUUUGGGCACAAGGGCCGCAACUCCGUGUACCCGGGGCAGCCGGGGCGGCCCGGCGCGGCGGCGCAGACGACCGCGGUGGACAUCUGGCAGCUCGGCGUGCUCGUCUUCGAGCUCCUGCAGGGCCGCACGCCGUUCGAGCUCGACUCGAUGCAGCACACGAUGGCCGCGAUCCUCAUGGGCGACAUCUCGAAGUUCCCGGCGGGGAUGUCUCCGGAGGCGAAGGACUUCGUGCGCGUGUGUUUGAGCAAGGAUCCGCGGAAGCGGCCGACGGCGCGGCAGCUCAUCGAUCACCCGUUUAUCAAGCAUGUUGUCUACAGGGAGAAACAGCACCACCACUUCGGGCACCGGGCGAGCGCGGACAUGGGCUCGGGCGAGGGCGGCGCGGGGGAGGACGCCGCGCUGCAUCGCGAGGUCCUCGAGGACACGAGCUUCCACGACGCGCUGGCUUUGGAGCUGUGGCGCAAGCAGCAGGACGCGGCGCCGCAGCGCACCAGCGCGGUCAGCGACGCGGAGUUCCUGGCCCGGCGGCGGCGCCAUGCUGAGAACAGGAGGAGCACGAGCCUCGCAAGGGGUUCGAUCAAGUCGGGAGUGUUCGCGCGGUCGUCGACGAUGAAGGACAAGCGCAGGGGGGUGUUUGCAUGA
Messenger RNA from Pedinophyceae sp. YPF-701, 3852 nucleotides. NCBI's taxonomy places the organism in Eukaryota, Viridiplantae, Chlorophyta, Pedinophyceae. The record is from the annotation of a GenBank genome assembly.